GGAAGAGUACCGUAUGUUCGUUUUCUCCGAUUCGGUUCUGAAUUCCCGGCGAGAAAAUGAAUAUCUUCCGAUUAGCCGGCGACACGACUAACCUCGCCAGUAUUCUCGUCCUACUCCUCAAGAUCCACACUAUUAAGUCCUGCGCCGAAGCUGUUGCCAUACUUCCCCUGCUUGUACUCUUACAAACGACUAGAAACAUAGGCAACUUGACAGGGCAAUACGUAUUUCUUCUUAGUACAUACUGAGCAUUAUACAUAGUUAACUGGACUUAUUGCUACUUCACCGAGACACACUCCGUCCACUGGAUACGUGAGUCUCUCUCUAUCUUCUGAAUGACACACACACAUUUGUGCACAAAAGGUCCACAUGUAAUGGAAUGGCUGCAUUUGUUUUAUGCUUAUAAGUUGCUGCAGUGCUUUAUAUUUUGAACCAUAUGAUUGUAGCACGAGAAAGUCUAUUUUCUGCAAACAUUGUGGAUCUUUAGUUCAUUAGAAUCAGCCAGAUAAGCUUCUAGAAAACCUUCCGGGUUGCAUAAUUUCUGAAUUUCUUGGUUUUGGAUCUCUGAUAAGCUGUGGUACUACCCCCAAUCAUAUUCUUUGAAACUUGCAAUCCCAGCAAUACUACUUUGGACCUCUGGGAUAAUAGACAAAACAUGAUUUGUUUGUUUUGAUUUCACACUCUCACAAGUUAUAAUGCUUGUCUGACACCAUACUUUAAUAAUCGACUGUAACUGACUCACAUUCUGGUUUGAAAUAUUUCACAUCCCAGAAGGCAUUUGUAUGAGAAAGCUUCAAAUUUAUGACCAGCCAUGUCUUUUGGAUUGAACUUACAUUUUGAGACUAACAUCUAUUUAUGACCUAGCUUUCUGUUCAAGUGGCCAAAUGUGCACAUUUACGUUAGUUUUCCAAUGGUCUUUUGCAGCUUGAAUUUCUGGGCUCAUUCAGACAUCGCUCUAUGCUGAUUUCUUCUACUACCAUUUUAACAGGUAAAAUUCCUAAAAUUUUGAAAUACAAAUCACAAAAAGCC
Messenger RNA from Rubroshorea leprosula, 1026 nucleotides. The record is from the annotation of a GenBank genome assembly. Lineage: Eukaryota; Viridiplantae; Streptophyta; Magnoliopsida; Malvales; Dipterocarpaceae.